UUUAAAUUUCGCCUUAAUUGAAUUGAUAAUUUUAUUUAAAAGUUUCUCUAAAUUAUAUGUCAUAUAAUUUAUAAAGAAAAGGAAAGAAUUUUCAAGUAUAAUUGAUCUGUUAUCGAAUUAUUCUGAUAUCAUUCUUUCCCCUUUUCUCCAAUCGAAACCGUGCAUGCACCAUACCGCAUUCCGCAUAAAGCACUCCAAAGUGUUGUCUAAUAUUUGUAACUUGUCACUUUGUAUCUUAUAUACUUCUUAAUUCUUAUUAUUUUCAAUCAAAUAUAACUCUUUAACUAUUAUUUUAGAAUAAUCUUAACCGAACGAGAUAAGUGCGAUAAUAAGAAACUUGAAAAUUAAAUAAUAAGCGCUAAAAGAAGAUUACGUAUAUAGAAUGCAUAGUACGUUAUCGCCGAUGGAUAACCUUUUUAACAUGCUGUCAAAUUUCAGUGCGGGUCAUGAAAAAGCUUUAAAGCAAGGCAUUUAUAAUGCUGUCGCACUGUUUCUUUUGUGCUUGGUUUCAGCAGCCGGGUACGGAUUGUAUAUUAUACUGAGUCCAUUUAUAAAACCUUUAAUUUGGGCUCUGCUAUGUGGUUCUGUUUUAUUCCCUUUCAAACAUUCGUUAACAACUAUUGUACAAUCAUGGUUUGAAAAAACCGAAACGUCUCACACACCUCUGUUUAUAAAUUUAAUGCUACUACCUAUCCAAAUAGUAGACAAAAUUUCUGAUGAUUUAGGAUCAUUUUUAUGGAAACACAUUAAAUAUAUUUCCGCUACUUUUUUGUUGGGAUCAUUGAUUCUGUGUGUAUAUCAUUAUACACCUACUAUAUUAAGUUGUCUGAUAUGGAGAAUAUGUAUAGCUUUUAAUAUUAUUUUUGGAUUUUUUAUAACAACAUGCAGUACCUAUACGAUAAUUAUUGUACUUGUGGGAUAUUUAUCUAUAUUAUAUAUUUAUUGGACACCACAGAAUUCCAUCCAUUUUCGUUACACCUCGUUUGUCAUAUGGUUUAUGAUUAGUUUAUAUGUUUCUAAUAUAUUGGGUGCUUAUCAAACUAUUGUAUUUAUAGCGCUGCAAGUAUUAUACUUGGUUGGAUUUAUUUAUGAGGUAGCAAUUGUUAUGGAAAACCAAGAAUUGGAUGGUCAUUCCAUGACGUUCAUGGAGGCAAUACGUUUUACAUUAACAAAUAAUGUAAUUACAUCUGUGACAGAAGAUACGCUACCUCCGUUAAGGAGCAAAAGCCCUAUAGAGAAUAUUAAGAAGGAAAUUAGAGAUGCUAACGAAAGUGGUGAAAUUGGAGAAAUUAAAAAAAUCACUUCUGCUUCAGCAUUGACAGAUCCUAGUUUUAGUAUGAAAUUAUCUAAGAAAUCAAUGUCACUGGAUAUGCCGUUACGCGACCGCUAUUUCUUGAAAAGAUUAAAAACUGAAUUACGAAUGUCUAUAGAUAUGGAAAACGACGAAGUUGAUACCGACAAGUACAUGUACGGGGCACUAUAUGCUUGCAUUGGUAUGCUUCUUUGGAAACAUAGAUGGAUGAUAUAUAUUUCAAUUAUUCCUAUAGCUUUAUACAUCAUUAAACAACUUGGUAUUUAUUUUGGAUUGUGGAAAAUGAUAAGGAAUCAAUGCAAUAUCAUUAUAGAAAUUCUUAGAAACUGGUUUAUAGAACGUCAUCAAGCCCUUUUGCCAGCUAACAUUAGAGGUUUAUAUAAAGUUGGAAUAAUAAUUGAUGAAAAGUUAACAAAAGCCUUAAAAGCCUCUGUCAAUUCUGUGGCAACAAUUGCUGUGAUUCUUGGAUUAAUUAUAUUUAUAAUUUGUACGUCCAUUUUUAUAACAAUACAGGUUUAUACAGAAGGUAUACAUCUUAUUCAAAUUACUGGAGAAAUACUCAAUUCAUCCUUAAUGAAUAAUCCAGAUAUUGAUUGGUUACCAGAACACUGGGAAGAUUCAGUUAAUAGUGUCUUAGAUAAUGCCUAUACGUAUGGACGAAGUGCUAUUUCUGAUGGAAUAAAAAGUUUAGUAAAAGAUUUAGAUUCUGCAAAAGCUGAUCAAGUAGAGAAGAAGGUGUUAGAGCUUUGGGAUAGACUUUAUCAAGCUUGGAUGAUGUCCAAUGAACAUUCAGAAUUAAUUGGGCCUACCGUGGAUGUCACAGCGGCCUAUUCAGUAUGGGAAAGUUUUACAGAAACUUUUGGAAAAACACCUCUACAAUUGUUUAAUGUGACCAGUAUACAAAACUUUAUAAAAGAAAAUAUUGGAACCUUUAUGUCAGUGUUGGAUUCGAUUUGGAGUAUAGUUAAGGGCAACAUGUCUGUGAUACUAACAAUCUUUACAGAGUUAUUUUAUAUUAUACUUAUGAGUGGAUCGGCGGUACUUAAUUUUGCUCUCAGCAUGGUGGUAUUCUUCACGACGCUGUUUUAUCUUCUUAGUUCUAGCAAUAAAACUUACAGACCCAUCGAAUUUACUACGGUGUUCAGUCCUAUUAGUUGCCAUAGCAUUCUUCAUAUCGAGGGAUUUGCUAUUGCAUUACAAGAAGCAGUAAUUGGAGUAUUUGCUGCAACAUUUAAACUUGCUUCUUUCUUUGGCAUGUGGACGUGGUUUAUACAUAACUUAUUCCAAGUAAAAAUUGUUUACUUACCAUCAACUUUUGCAACUAUACUUGGUGCUGUGCCAUUUUUGGAUGCAUAUUUUGCUUGCAUCCCGGCUACUCUGGAACUUUGGUUUACUCAAGGAUCUAUGAUUGCAAUUGUAUUUUUCAUGUUCCACUUUCUUGCUUGUAAUAUUGUUGUAACUGAAUUCUACAAAGAAAUUAAAGGUGGUGGACAUCCAUACCUUACUGGUCUUUCAAUCGCAGGUGGAAUAUUUUGUUUGGGAGUAGAAGGAGCAAUUUUUGGUCCUUUAUUACUAUGCUGUAUAAUGGUAGCAAUCAAUUUAAGCCGUCGUUAUCUUCAGUCACCGUCAGAAGUUAUGCCCGCUUAUCCUGAAAUUAAACAUUAACGUUAGAAAAAUGUUGUUCUAUCCAUAAGUAAUUAGUAGCAAAAAGUUAAAAGAUCUGCGCAACGAAAUUCGAAUUCAUACAGUUAUAUUACUAAAUGCUAACAUUUUACUAAUUCUUAGAUGAAACUAAUAAUGCAAAGUCUGAUUCUUAUAAAUCCUAUUUAAAAAUACCUAUUUUCCUAGGUAUGUAGAAUUUCCUUAAAAGCGUAAUACAUUUUUGAAAAAUGAUAGCUUUAUCUAGUCUUUGAGAGCAUUCAUUAACAAAAAAGUUUAUACAAUAAUCGCUUUUUUUUUUAUUGAUAUUUUACAAAAAUGCGAUUAAGGAAAGUUGAUAGAAUAUAUGAUAACAAAUUUCAGCUUACGCUUAUUAAUAUAGGAAUACUGUUAUAUCCAUUUACAAGCCUAAUCUUUUAUAAUUUUUAAUAUUAUAUAUAGAUAUAAAAAUUCAAUAGAAAGAUAAAGAUAAUAUCUUCCAUGUUUAAAGCUUGCAAUUGUUAAGAUGUUUUUUUAUAAAAAAGAUAUAUAUACAUGUAUAUAUGUAUAUAACAAAUGUGUGUAUAUCUUUAAUUGUGUUAAUUAUAAAUAUUGUAUAUAACUCGUUUGUUUUGAUAUGUACUAACUUCAGUAUUAUUAAUCUUUUAUUUUGCUUAAAAAAGUUUUACAUGUAAUUAAACAACGAUCAAUAAACUUAAUUAAGAUUC
Osmia bicornis bicornis is the source of this 3678-nucleotide messenger RNA. Its product is annotated as transmembrane protein 245. The transcript is spliced from 9 exons. Lineage: Eukaryota; Metazoa; Arthropoda; Insecta; Hymenoptera; Megachilidae. The record is from RefSeq and is a predicted model, not a curated record. Bases 383 to 2977 code for a protein of 864 amino acids.